CGGAACCAAAGAUCUAGAUCUACACAUUAGUUCAUAAGCUGGACCAGACUCAUAAACAAACUAACAAAACACAGGUUUGGUCGGAGAAGGCUUUAUUAAUCCACUUGUCCUCCUCUCAGACUCUACAAAGUCAAAGUUGUUCACUUUACCUAUAAAAACGCUCUCUCACUUUCUUUUCAAUGGCUUCUUCUUCUUGUUUCCUUCGCUCGAUUCUCUUCUCUUCUCCUACUAACCUUCGUUCAAAUCACCAUCUCCCCACUUUCUUCCCCAAGAAUUAUCUCAUUUGCUCUCAUUCCACUUCUUCUCGCUUCGAAUCGCUCUCGGUUUCAUCGAUCGGAACUGGAUCUACCAAGAAAUCAUCCGAUACUCGGAGAAAGGUAAAGAGCAUGGCUACGACAAAUAUAGGAAAGGAGGAGAAGAAAAGAGUCGAGAUUUAUGAUCUCGAAGAGAAUUUAGUGAUUGAUUUGGCUAAAUUCACAGCAGAUCUCUCCGAUAAGUUUUGUAAAGAGAGAGGCGCUUUCACCGUCGUUGUCUCCGGUGGCUCUCUCAUCAAAUCACUCCGGAAAUUAGUAGAAUCUCCUUACGUUGAUUCUAUAGAUUGGGCAAGGUGGCAUUUUUUCUGGGUUGACGAGAGAGUUGUUCCCAAGAAUCACGAUGAUAGCAACUAUAAACUCGCUUAUGAUAGUUUUCUAUCCAAGGUACCAAUUCCGCCUGGAAAUGUAUAUGCAAUCAACGAAGCCCUCUCCGCUGAGGCUGCAGCGGAUGAUUACGAGACCUGCCUCAAACAUUUGGUCAACACCAACAUUCUCCGUGUAUCUGAAUCAACUGGCUUUCCCAAAUUUGAUCUCAUGCUUCUAGGUAUGGGACCUGAUGGUCAUGUGGCAUCAUUAUUCCCUGGGCAUGGUCUCUGCAACGAGAGCAAGAAAUGGGUAGUUUCAAUCUCUGACUCUCCAAAACCACCGUCUGAGAGAAUCACCUUCACGUUCCCGGUCAUCAACUCAUCUGCACAUGUAGCUCUAGUUGUUUGCGGUUCUGGGAAAGCUGAAGCUGUGGAGGCAGCUUUAAAGAAGACUGGGAAUGUACCACCUGCUGGUUCUGUUUCUGCUGAAGACGAGUUGGUUUGGUUCCUGGACAAACCAGCAUCUUCCAAGCUCUAAAAACAGGUGGUAUGCUUCCCAUUCCAGUGAACUUACCAAUGUGACUAGUCCGGUUUAGUUUUUGGAUUUUGACUCUUUGGUUCUCUCCAUUUAUGUUGUGGGAAGAGACUGUUGUGAUAAAAGCGUGUACUUUACAUGGAAAUAAUGAACUAAUCAAUGGUUUCUCUGAUUUGUUUUGGUGUAUUUUGGUUAAAAUCUAUCGGAACCAACACUCUCCAAUUGUUGUUUUGACUAAAGACUAUAACUGAUUGUGUAGUAUGCUCCGGAUCGGACUAAAGUCGAAUUUGUC
This is a messenger RNA of Arabidopsis thaliana (thale cress), 1446 nucleotides long. Its product is annotated as NagB/RpiA/CoA transferase-like superfamily protein. Gene Ontology annotation, biological process: carbohydrate metabolic process; pentose-phosphate shunt. Gene Ontology annotation, cellular component: peroxisome; chloroplast; cytoplasm. NCBI's taxonomy places the organism in Eukaryota, Viridiplantae, Streptophyta, Magnoliopsida, Brassicales, Brassicaceae. The record is from RefSeq and is marked reviewed. Gene Ontology annotation, molecular function: 6-phosphogluconolactonase activity. Bases 180 to 1157 code for a protein of 325 amino acids. The transcript is spliced from 3 exons.